CUAACUUAUUUUAAUAUUUUUUAAGCAGAAAUCGGAUUUGAGUUCGAUUUUGCCACUCCCGAGUGGAGAAGCUGUCCUCAUCCUUCAAAAAUUUCAUCAUUGAUAUUUCUCUGAACAAUUCCUUUCGCGAUGUGAUUUUGAUUCUGAUCGCCGUGCCGUGCGCAGCAAAAUUGACGUCCACAAGGCAACAAAAACUCUGAGAAUUCCCGUUAUCCGAUGAAUCCAAUCUUCCGCUGAACUGAAAAAUCACCGGAAUACCCGCCGGCGCCGGAGAAUAUCUAGAAGAUGCUUUUUUCCGCUCUCUGCCUCGAGAAAAGUGCAUGAUUCUCUCAGUUUCCUCUCUCUCUCUCUCUCUCUGUUCUGAUUCCUUUUGCCUUUUCUCUGUAUGUUUCUUUCCUCAAAAAUCGAGUUGCCUGUCCUGUGUUUUUCUCUACGCUCUUGCUCUUUAUGCAGAAGAGCGAAAUGGAUGCUUUCCAAUGCUUCGGUCUCUAAUGUCUGGUCAAGGCGCUUCUUCCAAUGCCGGCUACUACGGCACUGGCGAGAAGAAGAAGAACAGUACGAGUAAUCCGAUGUUUCAUGACUUUCUUGGCAUUCGGACCAAAGAUUCUUCCGUACUCUUGGCCGCGAAGGCGCCGGAUGUGAACUUGUCGGAGGCAUCGUCGCCGUCGCCGUCGGCCUUGGCUGCUUCUAGUGGCGGCCGUGGACUCUUCUCCACCGCCUCCGAUCUCGCUUUCGAAAACCAAGGCGGAGAUUAUCUUGAAGGGGUUCCAUUCUACAGUCCAAGGAAUGAAAACAGUAACAGGAUAGCAGGGAUUAAGCGCAGUAUAAAUCCAGAUUCUGCUUUCAUGGGGUCUUAUAGAAACCAAAUUCCUCAUAUGGCCUCUGAUUCUCUUGAGAGGUCACAUUCAAUGAAGAUGCUACAAAAUGGAGCUGCUGGAGAUCGACCAAGAUAUAUCGACAAUGACGCGGUUUAUAGUAUGCAGCCACCAAGAAUAGCUUCUUAUUCCCUCACACAACAUUCUCUUGGCACUAGAUUUAAUCCCAGUGUUUCCAAAUGGGAGAGACCUAUUCCGAUGAACAUAGGUCUUGCACAAAGUUCUCCGCUCGGGAGCCAGUUCGUGCCUCGUGUUCAUCAAGUAGCUUCUAACUCUUCUAGAGAAUUUAAUGUUGCUCCUUUCAGUAUUUCUCACCCUGCUGCUGAUGAAGGAUCUAGAACUGGGAUGAAAAGCGCUGGAAUUUUUAGUAGCAUCAAUGCUGGACAUGAUGGGAGACACUCAGCUCAUAUGUUGCUAAGUUGUGACAAGCAGAAAUUCAAGACUGAAGGUUUAGAACACAAAUCUUCUAAUCCUAUAAGUCAACAGCGUCCCGAUUCUAUCAAUCGACAGAUGACUAUUUUCUAUAGCGGCAAAGCUCAUGUUUUUGAUGAAGUACAUCCAAACAAGGCUGAUAUUAUAAUGGCCUUGGCUGGAUCAAAUGGGGGAUCUUGGUCAACAACAUUGGCAUCUAAACCCAAUGUAACAGGGAUAUCUAGUGACCAGGAAUCAGCUAGGGAGUAUCGUGAGAAGUUAUAUUGUAGCACCAUAUCCAGUCGAGGAGUUAGCGAUAAUCCUAUCCUGACACAAGCAGGUGAUAAUGAUGCAUUCUGGUUGCUGGUUGUAGUUGCAGGUGACUGUCCAAGCAGCAUUCCAGCGAAAGAGACCCGAGAGCCCGUUAGAGCAGCAGAGCUUAAUGCUGAACGGUAAAAGGUCAGUUGAGUAGAACGACUGCUGUUAGUUAGAACCAAUCUUAUCAUCAUUUUCGUCGCCAUUUCUUGCUUCUGCAAAUAACAGUGAAUUGCUUUCUUAAGGCGAGGUGGAUGGCUUUUCUAUCCAUCCCCUUCCCGCCCCCGCCGUUCUCGUACCUACAACCAUAAUUCUGGUUGUAGGUGGUCAUCAUGCAGCAAGAGCUCAGCAGCCAGAACUGAAGGGUAAAGAGAUUUGUAGUAUAAAGUAUUGUUGUUAGGUCCAGUCUCAUCAGCAUUUUCAUUAUUUGUCUGUUUAGCAUAUAACAGUCACGAUUGCUUGCUUAAGGGGAUGGGCUUCUCAUAUAUUUGUUUGGUGCUGAAAGGAAAAGUUGGUCGCUUCAAAGCUUGCUAAAGUUUUUUUAUUUUUAUUUUUUUCAUUCUAUAUCUAUUGGGAAGAGUAGUGGAAAACUAGAUUAUUCAUUUCUUGCCCUUAAUAAGAUACAAUGUCAUAUCAUAUCCGCACCUUUCUUGCAA
This is a messenger RNA of Momordica charantia (bitter melon), 2257 nucleotides long. Lineage: Eukaryota; Viridiplantae; Streptophyta; Magnoliopsida; Cucurbitales; Cucurbitaceae. The record is from RefSeq and is a predicted model, not a curated record.